This is a messenger RNA of Cryptococcus wingfieldii CBS 7118, 1419 nucleotides long. RefSeq lists its product as hypothetical. The transcript is spliced from 3 exons. The record is from RefSeq and is a predicted model, not a curated record. Bases 1 to 1419 code for a protein of 472 amino acids. NCBI's taxonomy places the organism in Eukaryota, Fungi, Basidiomycota, Tremellomycetes, Tremellales, Cryptococcaceae.
AUGACUGGCGUCCCUCAACGUCUUCGCCCUAGUGUACCCACUAUAUCUCUCUUUAUAGUGGUCGUCGUGAAGGGGUGUGUGACCAUUCUGGAUCAGAUGAUCAUGAAGGUCAGCAAGGAAAUGCUGGAAAUACUGUGCGACUUGGAUUCUAUGCUUUCUCUUUACCUUGGAACCUUGCUCUUGGCACACUUGCCUAUCGUAGCGAUCCACAAGUACGUCUCGACGCCAAGUGUGGCCAAUCCCUCUCCACCUCGCCCUUCCAAAACCCGCAAUGCGAUCUGCAUUGGUCUCGCUCACGUAUACGCUCUAAUCCCUCUGGUACCGACCUUGACUAUAGCCGGAUCAAUGGGCUUUGAUGUGCCCGACGGGUUUGGCAUAUGGUGGGGCUACUACUGCCGGGAGAGAGCCAGCUGGAUGCGAGUCCGUCUGCCUGCCCCAAUCCUUCUGCUUUUUCUGCUCUUUGACCCUUACAUCACCCGCGCUUAUGUCUCGUGGCUGCGACUCCGACGCCCCGUGGACGAGGAGGAAGGCUUUGCAAUCGGUGGCGGAGCCAAGUACUAUGCCUCUAGCAACUCGCUGGUCUAUGAGCCUCAGAAACGGCAGCCGGCUGAUAUCGCAAAGCGUUCGAGCAGCUUUUGGGCACCGCCCCGUGACUCUGAUUUUGUCCCGUGGGAGACAAUGCUGGACCCACCUGUUCCUCGUCUCACGGUACAGCCUCAAUACCAAGAGCGGCAGGAAGACAUCAAGAUGGAAGGGAAACAGCCGCCGCUGGUAGAUGAGAUGCAGAUGCCACGGCAUCCUGAAUCUAUCGCUGAGCCUCCGUCAGCUGGAGACGUUGGCCAAUCGCCCGCGUCUCCUAUGCGGCGGCCCUCCAUGACCCGCUAUCCUCCACCUUGUUACCAGGCGCCAAUGACAAAGCUCAAUUCAGAGUCCCCAUUGAACCGAUACCGCUCUGCCACAUCUACCAUUUAUUCGCGAGCUUCUUCUUGCACGGAAAGCGAGAGUGGAGAGGGUGGGAGGCGGUCAGUGAGGGCCAGUGAUCCUUUCAAGUAUGCUACGUCUACAGUGUAUACAGACAGAAGCUUUCCAUUCCAACUGGAGACCGAGUUGCUGGCUCCAAUGCCUCCAGUCUCUACCUACCCGUUACCAGUCAAUGAUUCGCACUUUUCGGGCGAUGACUUGUCUGAUCCUCAUCAGAGCCCUAGGAAGGUGACACAAGCCUAUACCGGAUCUGAUUCAUCGAAUCAGUCACAAGGCCGAGUAGCCUCCAACGGGCAGGAGCCGACCAAACCAGGUGGAAUGGCCAACGCAAGUAGCGUGACACUCUCGGCUUUUGGGGACAAUUCGCCUUCCCCUCCCUCGUCUGUCAACAAAUCGAGAGGGGAUGUGGUUGAGAAAUCGAGACUAAAUAGGCUAUAG